CCUCAACCUUCACCUCGUUCUCUGGCUCAACUGCUCUUACCUAGCCAGAAUGAAGGACAAAAGACAAGGUUAUGAGCGGAUGACCAACAUUGAUGAGAACGAUAAUACAGACACUGCAAAUGACACUGUCUAUAUGAGUCACUUUGGUUCUCGUUGCCUCCAGGUGACAUGCAGCCUCAUUUGCCUGCUCAUGUUUCUCGCGGGAAUUGUGAUGUUAUCGGUCGCACAGGGUUGGAAAUUAUCCGACCUUGAAUGUGCUGCCCAGCUCUCUAUCUGGUCCCCGUUGCUUGAAGCAGUCGAGUAUGAGCAGCGGGAUUGGGUCAGUAUCUUCGCCACGCAGAAUUCAGGGGAUGAGGAGGAUUUGAGGGUAAGAGGGAGAUUCAAGUAUCACCUUCACUGCCUCAAUGUCCUGCGCCAGUAUAUCGGACGCGACGAAUACCCCGAAGGGCUUCUUCCACGCAUCCUGAAGCAGAAUUCCCCGCUGGCAAUUCGGGCACAUGUCGACCACUGCAUUGAGACUCUUCGGCUUGCCCUCAUGUGCAAUGCCGAUGUGACCCCAUACCUCUUGUAUGAGAAAGAGGUCGAGUCGCCGUUACAGGUUCCUGCCCGAGAAGACUUCGAGGCAUUUCAUAAGUGUAAGAAGUUCGAUUCGAUCGUCUUUUGGAUUGGGUUCAUUUGAACGGGGUGGUGAUGCCGUUGCG
Messenger RNA from Aspergillus uvarum CBS 121591, 701 nucleotides. RefSeq lists its product as uncharacterized. Gene Ontology annotation, biological process: mycotoxin biosynthetic process. The transcript is spliced from 3 exons. Lineage: Eukaryota; Fungi; Ascomycota; Eurotiomycetes; Eurotiales; Aspergillaceae. Bases 50 to 679 code for a protein of 209 amino acids. The record is from RefSeq and is a predicted model, not a curated record.